Molecule: messenger RNA, 8224 nt
Organism: Micropterus dolomieu (smallmouth bass)
Lineage: Eukaryota; Metazoa; Chordata; Actinopteri; Centrarchiformes; Centrarchidae
Product: tubby-related protein 4-like
Exons: 13
Coding region: 1-5301 (1766 amino acids)
Molecular function (GO): protein binding
Source: RefSeq, a predicted model, not a curated record
AUGGAUAGAUUGGAGUGUGUGUUUGUUGCGGAGGGUGGGGGGUUGUAUGGGGGUGGGAAGGCAAGACUGGCUGGCUGGCUUAUCCAACUCUCAGCCACUGAUCUGUUGGACUCGCCCUCAGAGAGAGUGGUCUUGGUGCGGUGGAAUGAGCCCUUCCAGAAACUGGCCACCUGUGAUACAGAUGGAGGGAUCUUUGUUUGGAUCCAGUAUGAGGGCCGCUGGUCCGUGGAGCUGGUCAAUGACCGUGGAGCGCAGGUGAGUGACUUCACCUGGUCCCACGAUGGCACCCAGGCUCUUAUCUCUUAUCGUGAUGGCUUUGUCCUAGUGGGAUCAGUCAGUGGGCAAAGACACUGGUCUUCCGAGAUCAACCUAGAAAGCCAGAUUACCUGCGGUAUCUGGACCCCCGAUGACCAGCAGGUGCUGUUUGGUACUGCAGAUGGACAGGUGAUAGUGAUGGACUGCCAUGGGCGCAUGCUGGCCCAUAUUUUGCUGCAUGAGUCGGAUGGCAUCGUCAGCAUGUCCUGGAACUAUCCCAGUUUCCUGGUGGAGGACAGCAGUGGGAGCGACACGGACUCCGACGACUACUCCCCACCACAAAUGCACAGCCAGAAACCCCUGCUGACAGUCAGCUUCACCUCUGGAGACAUCAGCCUGAUGAACAACUACGAUGACCUCUCUCCGACCCUCAUCCGCACGGGCCUGAAAGAUGUGGUGGUCCAGUGGUGUUCGCAGGGGGACCUCCUUGCAGUGGCAGGGAUGGAGAGGACCCUCCUCUCCCCCGACCCCUCCUGUCCUCCCCCCACCAGAAACGCCAUUGUCAAGUUCUACAACGUUCGGGGUGAACACAUCUACACACUGGACACACCAGCACAGCGCCCCAUUACGACGCUGUGCUGGGGUCACCGGGACUCUCGUCUGUUCUUGGCAUGUGGCCCGGCGCUCUACGUUGUGCGAGUUGAGCACCGCGUUGCCAGCCUACAGCUACUCUGCCAGCAGGGCAUCGCCACAGCAGUGAAGGAGGAAAAAGAUGUUGCCAAGCUCACCAUGCCUUCCCGCCUCUGUUCUUAUGUCACUACUGCUUUCGCCCCCACCAUAAAGCCCCCCAUCCCAGAUCCCAACAACAUGCGUGAUUUUGUGAGCUACCCAACAGCUGGAAAUGAGCGUCUGCACUGUACCAUGAAGCGUACGGAGGAUAACCCUGAGGUGGGGGGGCCCUGCUACACUCUGUACUUGGAGUACCUUGGAGGUCUGGUGCCUAUCCUCAAAGGCAGACGCAUAAGUAAACUUCGUCCUGAAUUUGUCAUCAUGGAUCCCAAGACAGAUGGAAAAACAGAUGAGAUAUACGGCAACAGUCUGAUAUCUGCCAUGAUUGACAGCUGUAACUGCUCAGACUCCAGUGACAUUGAGCUGAGCGAUGACUGGGUUGGCAAGAAAUCUCCAAAGAUAUCCAGAGGCAGCAAAUCCCCUAAACUGCCCAGGAUCAACAUUGAUCCCAGAAAAUCUCCCAAACUAUCCCGUGCUACACAAGAGAUCUCAAGGUCGCCGCGGUUACCUAUACGGAAACCAUCGAUUGGGUCACCUAGUCUAACACGGAGGGAAUUUCCCCUAGAUGAUAUCACUCAGCAAAAUUACCUGGCACAGGUCACAUCUAAUAUUUGGGGAACAAAGUUUAAGAUUGUAGGGCUUGCCAAUUUCUUGCCAACCAAUCUUGGUGCAGUCAUCUAUAAGACAAGCCUCCUUCAUCUGCAACCAAGACAGAUGACCAUCUACCUGCCAGAGGUGCGUAAGAUCUCCAUGGACUACAUCAAUCUGCCAGUCUUCAGCCCCAACGUGUUCAGUGAGGAUGAAGAUGACCUGCCUGUCUCAGGCCCUGCUGGUGGUGCUGAUGACAACCCGCCCUGCACUGUCAACAUCCCUAUUGCCCCCAUCCAUAGUCCCGCCCAGGCCAUGUCCCCCGCACAAAGCAUUGGUCUGGUCCAGUCACUCCUAGCUAAUCAAAAUGUUCAGCUGGAUGUCCUAACAAAUUCCACAGCAAAUCCUGCUGGGGCUACUGCUAGUGGGUCAGACCAAAGCCAGGACACCAUCCUGACAGCCCAGUACACGGUUCCCACCAGGUACUCAAGUCCUGGUCAGGUCAUCUUUGGGGGACUAGAAAUGGGCCGCCUAAUGGUGGGACCUCCACCUUCUCAUCAUCCUUCACAACAGCAACAGCAAUCAAGUCACCAUCAACAACAGCAGCAGCAGCACCAACAACAACUACAACACCACCAACAAAUUCAGCACCACCAACAACAGCUUCAGCAGCAGCAGCAACUCCACCAACAGCAGCAGCAGCAGCAGCAACUCCAACAGCAGCAGAUGCUCCAGCACCAACACUUACAACAGCAGCAGCAGUUACAGCAGCAGCAGCUUCAGCAACAGCACAUUCAACAGCAGCUCCAACACAUACAGCAGCAGCAUCAACAUCAGCUCCAGCAGCACAUGCAGCAACAGCAACAACUACAACAGCAGCAUCAACAAAUUCAGCAGCACCUCCAGCAACAGCAACAAAUUCAUCAUCAACAGCAAUCGCAGCAGCAGCAUCACAUGCAACAACAGCAGCACCACCAUCAACUUCAGCAGCAGCUCCAAAUUCAAAUUCCUGUUCCCUCUAUGUCAUCAGGACAGCCUUCAGGUGCAGCUGUGCACCAGCUCCAGUCAGGGGCGCUGCAAAUACAGAUCCCUCAUCCGCCUGUUGAUUUAGUGGUUGAGAGAGCAGUAGGGGGUGAACAUGAGCACCUACUGAAAAUUAAAACUACUCGUUCAACUCCACAGCUGGCUGAGGGUGAUACAGUGGUGUUCAGUGCUCCUCUAGAGCUCAGUAAGAUGAACCCUCCUCCCCCAUACCCCGGGACAGUGGCUGCUGCUGUGGCCGCUGCAGCAGCUGCUGCUGCUGCCUCAGCAUCAGCCUCCACUGCUGCCUCCAAUGCUGCCUCUGGAACAGGAGGGGGCACUAGUGGGACUCCUCCUCCUGGUGAUCCUGGGCUGAAGAAGGGAGAGUUCCCACUUUAUCCUUCAGGGCAGCAACAAGCUCAGUACCCCACACCACUGGGAUAUGAGAGGAUAACAACAUUUGACAGCAGUGGGAAUGUGGAGGAAGUAUGUCGUCCACGAACACGCCUUGUCUGCAAUCAGAAUGUCUAUACACUCCAGGGACCUGGCAGCUCUGCCACUCUCAGGGUCACCUCCUCGUCAUCCUCUUCCUCGGCUGACAAGAAGAUCCAGCUGCCCUACACUUCUGCCACUCUCAACAGACUCACUGCACCACGCUAUUCUAUUCCCAGUGGAGACCCGCCCCCAUACCCUGACCCAGCCAAUCAGAAUAGUGCUGUUGGCAGGAACCCAGGACAGAGGCUCGACAGCAGCCUGAUCCAUGCCACUCUCAGGAGGAAUAGCAGAGAGGCCGCUCUCAAAGUUUCCCAGAUGCUGGAACCGCCCAGACCACUGCCUCCCAAGGCUAAAAAUAGUAGUGCACUAGCAGCGUCGUUCCAACAGAGGGUGCCAACAGCCUUAUAUACAUGUAGUCAGUGUAGCAGUGGAUCCAGUGUUGGAGGCACUGCCUCAGGGAGCGCUAAUGGAAUAGCAGGAGGAACAAUUAUCAGACAGGAUUUCCCUCCAGGGAAUGGGGCUCCACACAGCACAGUUAUUGUUCACUCCAACAGCACUGCUCCUCUGGCCUCCCAGUCCUCUUACAACCUGCUGAGCUCUUUUGAAGGAUCUGGGGCUGCAACAGGAGGAGGAAGUAACAGAGACAGGGGUGAUUAUGUUAAUUCAGCAUUUACUGAGGAUGAAACACUGAACCAGUCACUGAGGCAUCUGGCGCUAGGAGGAAAUGAUGCAUCAGGACUGGUUGUCAAACGCCCACCUCCUUAUCAGUGGGACCCUGCUGCCACAGAGGAGGUGUGGGUUCCUCAGGAACGGACAGCAACGCUGAAUCCCACUGGCCCCCCUGGCCCCCACAAACCACCCCCACUUAUUCUAAGCCCAACUCAGCACUUGGAUGUGUCCAGGCUGCCUUUUGUCCUCUCUCCAAAGUCCCCCACUAGCCCCAGUGCUGCAUCAUUUCAAGCUGCUGCAGCAGCUGCAGGCUACCAAAUCUCUCUCCAAUACCCUCCAGCAACUGCCUAUUCUGGAGCCCAGCUCCAGCCUAUUCCAGGGUCACCACGCCCCUGUUCCUCCCCAAAGGAGAUGGUGGCACCAGUACCCUUCUCACAGCAGGAUGCAACCCUAGUCUUACCGCCAGGUUACCCUGCAAACCUGGCAAACCUAGCCUGCUGCCCUCUCCCACCCAUGUAUCCAGGAGGAAGUGCUUGUGCUGGGCUUCCCAUUCCCCCAAUUUCCCUUCACACUCCUUGGGGUACCUAUAACUCUUGCCCGCCUAUGCCCAAUCCUGCAGUGCCACUACCACCCAAAGCCUCCCACAUGGCAGUUGACAAAAAUGUCAAAAAUGUCUCUCCUCCUCCCCCACCCCCUCCACCACCCCCUCCACCACCACCAGCAGAGCUGCAGAGCCACGGAGGAUUACAAGAAGCCAUGGCAGAGGCAGGGGAAGGUUUUCAGGAGGUGCUGUCCUUGACUGAGAGCCCUCUGCCACAGCGGUCUGAGAAGUUAAGCAAGAAGAACCGCAAGCGGGCGGAUGGGCGAGCUGAGGAGGCUAAUGUGCCACCGUUGGCUGAAGGGAGCAAGUCGAAAAAGGAGGGCAGAGCUUUGGGUGAUUUUAACUCACUAAUCUCCAGUCCACGGCUGGGAGGAAGGGACAAGAAGAAGCUGAAGGGACAGAAAGAGCAGCAGUUGAAGGCCAAGAAGCUGAGUAAGGCCACUGCUAAUAGUGAGUUCCAAGACAGUUCAGAAAGUGAGCCAGAGCUGUUCAUCAGCGGGGAUGAGUUGCUCAAUCAGUGCCAGAGCGGUAAGAAGGGCUGGAAGAGUAAGAGGAACCUGAGGGCUGCCAGUGAACUGGACGAGAUCAAGUGUCGAAAGGCCAAUGAGAAGGAGGACAGAGGGCUGGGCAGCCAGGGGUUUGUGUAUGUCAUGGCUAAUAAGCAGCCACUGUGGAAUGAAGCCACACAGGUCUACCAGCUGGACUUUGGUGGGCGUGUCACGCAGGAGUCUGCCAAGAACUUUCAAAUUGAACUGGAGGGCAGACAGGUGAUGCAGUUUGGCAGGAUUGAUGGCAAUGCCUACAUCCUGGACUUUCAGUAUCCCUUCUCUGCUGUACAGGCCUUUGCAGUGGCUUUAGCCAAUGUUACUCAACGCCUCAAAUGAGAUCUCCCCUCACUACUUACCCUGAGUUAUAUCUGGGAUUUAAAUGCAAUCUGUUGAAGGGGCACAGUUGUUUCAUUUGAGAUUAAUAAACUUUGAUUUUGGAGAGAAGACUAAAAUCAGCCCUGGUCAGAGAGAGAAAGAUACAAUCACGCUGCACUAGACAAUGCUGCCACUAGAGGUGCAUUAAACAUUGGCUGCAUUUGCCAAGGAUGCACUCAGAUCUGCUCCAUUUGGCAGUCAGUGGCACCUUGCAGUGCAUGUAGGGCCAAAGAGCUGAGCUUUGGUAAUCACCAUGCAAAUAAAUGCUGCUUUAGCUAGAAGAAGCUUAUUGACAUGAUAACCUAUCGGUUAACUGAGAGAGGAAUUGUCAAGGUGCAGUUUUCAAAAGACGCAGCAGUAAUACUUGAAAAACACACUCUGGAGAUCAAAGUAGUUUUUUUUCCCAGAGCGCACAGGUACUACUGGGCACUGAAAUCCAUUGCUGUACAAACCUUAAGUAAAACAGUUACUACUUUAUUAUACUGCUUUUGCUUUUAGGAUUUUCUUAAAUGACUAAACGUGGUGGAGGUUAGGAGGGUCUUUUUUUUGCUCUCUGCCAUUUCUUUUGUUACUAUCUCAAUCUGUCUUGGCUGGAAUUGAGGCUUAGAUUUAUGCAUCAUUUAGGAGCACUACUAAGAGUUCACACUUUUCACUAUUGUGAAAAGUACGUCACUGUUUAAAAACUUGGGAAUGUCGAGGAGUAAAUAUAGAUGUGGUGAACUGCAGUCUUUUCCACAUGGUUUCCUGGGACUCUGAAGGAAAAAAAAAAAUGUUACUACAUUCAUUAAUUUAUAUGUAAAUGUUUUUGGUUUAUCUAUUCGGAUAUGAAUUUUAACAUUAUUGUCAUUGUUUGUGAUAUACAAUCUUCAUACUCUGUCAACAUGGUUUUCAUCUUACCUGAUUUUUUUGGGAGACUGCUGGCUGAAUUUAAAUAUUGCUGUGUAUUCUGGAGUAAUUCAGGUAAGUGGGGCGUACAGAAAAGCUUUGACUGACAUAUCCUGUAUUUAGUGAAUCCUACAUAUGGUGACAUGGGCCCAAAAGAAGUCUGGCCUGGAUUGAAUAACUCUGGUAUGAAGUGAUUUGUCACUUGCUGUCACUUCUGUGAAGUGAGUGUGUAGUUGGGAAAUGACUUUCCCUGCUCUUAAAGACCACACUAAACAUGUAAGCAAGGUACAGGAAAUAUUUUUGUAUAUUUCACAUAUGCCAUUUCAUACUCUGUUCAGAAGGCAUGUAAAUACAUAUCAAGUCAUAUGUAAAUGUUGUUGACUUGGGUGACUUUGACAGAUGUCUGUUUGCACCUGUCUCCACUGUGUUUUAAGUUUAAUUUCAGGUGUGGAGCGAAGCUGUUGUACUGUUUAACUCAACAGCUACAACCACAACAAAAGGUUAACAGUUAAGCUGAAAUCAUUGUCACUGAAUCUUUGAAGUCAGAACUCCAAUGAAGGAUGAAGCUAUUGAAAUCUGUUCAUUUAAUAAGAUGACACUGAAAUCUGAAAAGCUGUUUUUUUUGUUUUUUCUUUCUUUCAGGCAGUGAAGCUUGUUUGUGUUGAACUAAGGAGCAGAGCAGGGCCAGCUGGUAGGAGUGUGGGCAGGAGUAAAUUAUUAGGCACACUGCAAAUAUCUGAAAAGGGCUUUAUUUGAAAAAAGAUGGUUGCCCAAAUCAGUAAAGAAAGAAAAGGGCAGUAGAAUUUAGGCGUGAUAACAUUAGGUAGGUGUGAUAAGGGUCACCUCUAACAUUUGUGCCAAAAUAUACAUUUGCUUAAAUUUAUUGUUGGGGGUAAAAAAGAGGGAAGUUUAACUCUAUUCUUGACUAAAGAAAUCAGUCACUUUGGCUCUGUUUUGGUCUCUUAAUGGAUGAGAUUAUUACAUUCUUUAGUGCGAUCUUUACAUAUCACAAUGAGAUGCAUGUCUGUCAGAACGGGAUUAUAGGGAUGGGGAUUGGAUUUUUUUUAAAAAGUCUCUACUGAUUGUGUAAAAAAAAAAAAGAAGAAAAAAAUGAGAAGAACAUGAGCAUGCCAUAAAGAAAGUAUCCUUCUUUUUGUGUUAGUUGUGCAAUAUUUUCUUAGAGGAAUAAAAACCUUUGUCAUCACUUUUUGACCACAGUUUGAUACCGUUCCUUUAGUUCAGCAUCUCAGUUGCUGGUCUGUACACUUUAUUUAUGAGAUUAUUUCCUAAAGGAGACAUAGUAUCUAUACAUACUGUAUAUUGUGGAGUUUUCUGAACGUUUCUUUGUGUUGUUACAAAUCUGCUACAAGUUGUGAGAUGGGAACGUGGAGGUUGGGAACGGGCAAAUUUUCUGUGUUUUCUGAAGUUUGCAUUGGAUGGAAAAGAUGUGAAUGAGUAAGUGCCCAGUUUAGUGUAGUCGGUAGACUAGUUAUGUAGAGUGUACCUGUCAAGUCAAGGUGUGUCUGUAUUCAACUGUGCAGUCUACCAAUCCCAUCAGUGUUAAAUCUAUUAUCUUUAAACGUGUGUGGUCAUGGCUUCUUACACACACACACACACACACACACACACACACACACACACACACACACACACACACACACACACACACACACACACCCCCCGUUCACAGAAGUGUAAGCCACCGAGUUCAUGUUCAGAAUUGCCUAUGGACUUAGGUUAAGGAUUUACUUUAAACUGAUUUCAUGAGAAUGACCUGUUUGUAGAUAUUGUAGGAUUUUGGCUUUUCUUUAGAAAAGAUAUGUGCUUUGUAUUUGUAGAUGUAGACAUAAAUGACAAAAACACUUGAAAAGAAUCUGAGUCUGAUUUGGUGACUGAACGUUUAUAGUGAAUGGAUAGUUAGGCAUGCCAUGUAAAUUAUUUUAUAAUUGUAUAUGUCACACAUCUUUUGAAUAAAACGUCAUUGUUUCAGAAAAGAAAA